This is a messenger RNA of Strongylocentrotus purpuratus (purple sea urchin), 1249 nucleotides long. RefSeq lists its product as uncharacterized. The record is from RefSeq and is a predicted model, not a curated record. NCBI's taxonomy places the organism in Eukaryota, Metazoa, Echinodermata, Echinoidea, Camarodonta, Strongylocentrotidae. The transcript has 3 exons. Bases 64 to 852 code for a protein of 262 amino acids.
GUAAAAACUGAUUUGGCUUAACGUUUUAUUUGGAUCAAAAAGCCUAAAUCAUAUCUCUUAAGAAUGCCUAUAUCAAGCUCUCGACGUCGACUAACCAGCCCUUUUGUGGGCCCAUCAGCGAGUAGCACAUCAUCACUGUUGAACACCAUCUCCAACUCGCCGGUGGCACAGUCGAAAGAAGGAGGGGGCGCUAUCUCAGAUAACAGACUGGAAUCAUUGAAGAAGGUCGGGAAGGCCUCAAAGCACCGAUCUGUAGGAGCCCGAAGGAUUACCACUAGCAUUAAAUUCCCGAUCCUAUCUCGAACUCAACCUACAAUUCGGCAACAGCUGAGAGUCAACCACAUCACAUCCCCGUCCAAACAUCACCGCAGAGGGCGUACCACCACACAUAUAACAUCUAGCACCAGCAGCCGACAACACGGUGACCAGAGGCUGUCGAUGGGCAAAGACCACUUUGCUCUAAAGAAGAUUCGCUUCUUCAACGCCCCACCGCAGCCUGCCCCACUGACGUUGUGCUUCUCCUACCCGGGAUAUGACGUGACGCACAUGGAUGUCUUAGAAGAUAUCAAGAAACGACGAGCCAUUGAAGUGAGCAGGAUUAAAAGUAUUCAGUUUGUGGAUAUGAACGUGGUUCUAGGGGCAGCAGGAGUCGAUAACAGAUGGUUGAUAACCUUAGAAAAUCAGAAUGCUCGCUAUAAACUUUUCCGAGACGGACUAUCUAUCAAGGGCGAACGAGUCUUUCUCAGGCGGUACGACGAUGUCAACUAUGAAGAUUACCUCGACUUUUUGCGGCGGAAAAACACAUUGCAGAGCGACGCGCACACCGCUGUGCAGAGACUGUUAUCCCUAUAAAUUUCACACGCAAAAUUCCUACAGUAAUUUUGGAAUGUGAUUGAGCAUUAUACCCAGCGUAUCGCAACCUUUUUGUGCAUAAUUUAUGCAGUUAGUGAAAUUAUUUGAAUUGUGCUCACUGGCUCGUAACCAAUCAGAUUGCUGGGAUUUCUAAACCCAUUCUAUAAAAUGUAUUAAUCCAAUAUGACCCAGAGCAUAAACCUGGCAUAAAGUUGGACCAUAAUGCAUGAUCCCGGCAGUGAUAUGUCUAUGAUAGUCAGGUGGGAGUAAAUGGCGAAAUAAAUUGCACACACCAUUUUCAAAAUAAUGUCUUACGUUUCAUUGAAUUUAUUGCACAUAAUCAUACCAUAUAGUAUGAAUAGUAAAGUAAAAAUAGUUCAAUAGUAAAGUAAUAAGA